GCAGUUGCACUGAUGCAAGAAUCUGUCCACGGAUGAACAUAUUCUUUGCAAGUUGCGUCGAUAACAAAUUUACUAAACUUGGUUGGCAUUUUCACUGAUUUAUCACAGUAUAAUAAUCGAGAAUUGUCCCGUUGUGAAUUCAUAAAUAUUUCAUCAAUCUUGGGAGAUACUUCCGAGUGCGCGUGCACUCUUUUUCUGAUUGAGAACAGAGUUCCCUGACCGCGCGAUAGAAAGGAUUUCACUCGAGUGCAUGCAAACUUUCGGCGAUUGCGCAAUGAGUCUAGGGGGGUUUAAAUGGCUAAACAGCUGAGAGAGUUGCCAUGUGUAGGGAAGAGAAAAACACGGAGCUCUAAGCACUAUAAAAAUUUCCUUGUUUAGCUGAGUGAAUGAUGAAGAGUCAAUUUUUAGGGUUUUGUUGAUGAAGAGUUGUUUAUUUACGUUGGAGAAAAUGAACGGGAAAGAGUAGAGAUUCUCCGACAGCCGCUGCCGACCGCGACUGGGAUAGAAUUGCUAUAUGUGUAUAGAUACACUGAUGGAUGUGGUUCGAAUGAAGGAGAAUGGAAUUUUUUUAAAUGUCCACCAAGAACCAAUCAGGGACAACUGGCAUAUACAGAUAUGGCUACACGUUGGGGUAUUGCAAGUGCUGGGAAAAUAGCUCAUGACUUUACUACUGCUUUGGCAACGCUACCCAAUAGUGAACAUCAAGUUGUCGCUAUUGCUGCUAGAGAUGUUACUAGAGCUGAAAAAUUCGCUCAACUUCAUAAUAUACCCAAGUAUUAUGGUAAUUAUGAACAACUCGCCAAAGAUUCUAAUGUCGAAAUUGUCUACAUCGGAGUGCAAAAUCCUCAGCACUUGGAAGUAACCAAGUUGAUGUUGGAAAAUGGCAAACACGUUUUGUGUGAGAAACCCCUGACAUUGAAUGUGAAACAAUCAACCGAUUUGAUUAAUUUCGCUAAGCAGAAAGAAUUGUUCCUGAUGGAGGCAAUUUGGAGCCGUUGUUUCCCACUUUAUCAGAGAGUGAAGAAGGAGAUAGAGACAGGAACUAUAGGAGAUGUCAAACAAGUAAUUGUUUCAUUUGGAUUCAGAAUGCCUGAUGUGGAACGUUUGAGUAACAAGGCCCAGGGAGGUGGGACUAUUUUGGAUUUGGGUGUUUAUACAGUCCAGUUUUCACAGUUUAUUUACGAUGGGGAGCAUCCUGUGUCGAUAAAGGCGUCAGGUUUUCUGAAUAAUGAUGGAGUUGAUCAAUCCAUGUCUGCAACACUACUGUACAGCAAUAAUCGAACAGCAACAAUCGUGACCCAUGCACUCGUUGGUUUGCCCAAUGAAGCUCAUGUUAUUGGCACGAAAGGCACUAUCAAGAUCCCCCAAUUUUGGUGUCCAGUUAAGAUUGAAUUGCCCUCGGGUACAAUUGAACAUCCACUUCCAGAAGCACCACAUGAGUUUAAUUUCGUCAACAGUGCUGGUCUUAGAUUUGAAGCAAUGGAGGCACGAGAAUGUAUCAAAGCAGGUCUCAAGGAAAGCACAAAGAUUUCUCAUGCCGAAUCUUUGCGUAUUGCUGAAAUUGAAGACGAACUUCGUAGACAAAUUGGAGUUGUUUAUCCUCAGGAUUAAAUUUUAUCUUGGCGACCUAAUGGAGAAUAAGAGAUUCUUGUCCCCCUGUAUACUAAGUGGUACAAAUUAAAAUUACUAACUCGGUUUAUCUCGGGCGCAGUAAACGCAUGAAAAAAUAAUUAUCAUUAUGAAUUUAUUCUCAUAGAUGGAGAAAUAUCCUCCAUCUACAUUUAUUUUUAUAUUGUAAGAUACGAAUUGUAAUAAUGAUUAUAAUUUUUUUUACAAUAAAGUGCACUAUUUGAA
Molecule: messenger RNA, 1854 nt
Organism: Diachasma alloeum
Lineage: Eukaryota; Metazoa; Arthropoda; Insecta; Hymenoptera; Braconidae
Product: trans-1,2-dihydrobenzene-1,2-diol dehydrogenase
Exons: 5
Coding region: 616-1611 (331 amino acids)
Molecular function (GO): nucleotide binding
Source: RefSeq, a predicted model, not a curated record